ACAAUCGCCGUCGUCAUGGACGCGCUUAUGAAAACGGAUCUCUACGAACUACUACAAAUUUCCAUCGAUGCCGACGAAAAAGAGAUCAAAAGUGCCUACAGGAAAAAGGCUCUCACAUGCCAUCCUGACAAGAACCCGGAUAACCCUAAAGCAGCUGAGCUGUUCCAAGAGCUUUCGAGGGCCCUCGAGAUCCUCACAGACAAGGAGGCAAGAGCAGCAUAUGACAAGGUUCUCAAAGCCCGCCAGGCCGCCAAGCUAAGGAACUUGGUUCUCGACUCUAAACGAAGGAAACUGAAAGAAGAUUUGGAAGCAAGAGAGCAAGCGGCACUCAACAAGAAGGUAGAUGACAUCGACGCCGCCAAGCAACUCCAGAAAGAGAUCGAGAGGCUCAGAAAGGAGGGCUCGACGCAGCUCGAGGAGCAACGAGAGCUGCUUCGCAAGCAGGUGGCCGAAGAACUUCGCCUGAGUGCGGAGAAGAAACAAAAGGAUGCAGACUGGCUGCCAAGACUGAAGGUAAAAUGGAAGACUGCAAAAAGCAGCACGGCUGAUGACUCGCCUGCCUACACGGAAGAGAGUCUCAGGGAGAUCUUCUCGAAGUAUGGGAUUGUUACCUGCUUGAUUGUAUCAUCAAAGAAAAAGGGGUCAGCCUUGCUGGAAUACGAGAGCGCUCCAUCUGCUCAUUUGGCGGUCAAGCUGGAGACCGGGAACGAGGACUGCCCGCUCGUCGUGAGCUACGUGCAGGAACCACCGUUGCCGACCGCACCAAAACCGGCACCCGGCGCAGCGCCGGCGAGCGCGCCUUCCCUGCACAACCCCGAGAGGGACUACGAGAGCCUGGUGCUGAUGAAGCUUCGCCAAGCCGAGGAGAGGAAGAGGCUCUCAGAACAACUCGCGGCGGAAGACACGUGAUUGGCUCGUCCUUACCAGUUCUGGUUUCUCCAAAGCUUUAUGUCAAAUUGUUUUCGUUUUUUUUUAAUUUAUGUUUUAUAAUAAAAGCUUUUCACUGGUUUGAAAUAUAAAAAAAAGAAACACUGUA
This is a messenger RNA of Ixodes scapularis (black-legged tick), 1036 nucleotides long. RefSeq names its product dnaJ homolog subfamily C member 17. The record is from RefSeq and is a predicted model, not a curated record. Gene Ontology annotation, cellular component: spliceosomal complex. Gene Ontology annotation, biological process: spliceosomal complex disassembly. Lineage: Eukaryota; Metazoa; Arthropoda; Arachnida; Ixodida; Ixodidae. The transcript is spliced from 10 exons. Bases 16 to 909 code for a protein of 297 amino acids. Gene Ontology annotation, molecular function: RNA binding.